This is a messenger RNA of Aegilops tauschii subsp. strangulata, 1356 nucleotides long. RefSeq lists its product as uncharacterized. The record is from RefSeq and is a predicted model, not a curated record. Gene Ontology annotation, molecular function: protein binding; DNA binding. NCBI's taxonomy places the organism in Eukaryota, Viridiplantae, Streptophyta, Magnoliopsida, Poales, Poaceae. Gene Ontology annotation, cellular component: nucleus.
AUGGAGGCGGAGCGGGCGAACUUUGCCGGCGUGGAGGGCGGCGAGGUUAUCGCGCUCUCCUCCGAUAACGGGAUCGAAGGCGGCGAGGAUGGCGGCGCGGAGGGCGUCGAGGGAAGGUUCCACGCUUCCCUUACUUCCAAAUCUCCAGCAAUAAAUGUUGUUACACGGAGUAUGAUCCAUGGGCUUGUUGCUUGUGGUGGUGAGGAUGGUGCAGUUGAAUGCUUUGACAUGAGGAGGAAGUCUUCUGUUGGCACAAUUAAUACAACUUCUUCUUCUGAAGAUGUUGAUCAGGAGGUCACGUCUUUGCAGUUCGAUGAAAAUCAAGGGUACCUUCUGGCUGUUGGGAGCAGCAUAGGAAAUGAUGGUGGUUACUAUACACGGCAAUGGUUCUUGCUUGAUUGCUACUGCCGGCGUCGCGGCAUCCCUGUAGAUAGAGUGACCGGGACCGGCCCGAGGUGCGGACAAAUCGGCGAGCAGUGUCCUGACCUCGAGACAGAGAGAAAGAUGCCGGGUUGUUGGGACCUGGCCGAGCUGGAACACGACGCGGUUCCCGCCAUGCCCACUCCUGCCACGGCGGUGGCGGUGGCAGCGUCGACCGCGGCGGUGGUGUCGCCGCUGAGCAUGCUGAAGCGGCCGCGCCCGGGGGGGCGCGUGAUAGCGGGGCACUGUCCGUCGUGCCCGGUGGACGGCUGCAAGGCCGACCUGAGCAACUGCCGUGACUACUACCUGCGGCACAAGGUCUGCCAGGCGCACUCCAAGACGCCCCUCGCCGUCGUCGCCGGCCGCGAGAUGCGCUUCUGCCAGAAGUGCAGCAGGUUUCACUUACUUGCCGAGUUUGAUGAGGCUAAGCGUAGCUGUAGAAAGCAACUUGACGGGCACAACAGGCGCCGCAGGAAACCACGUGUGGAUAGCAUGGAUCCUUGGAGCUUUAUGACAACCCAACAAGAGACAAUGUUCUCGUCGUUCUCUGCUCCAAGGCCAGAGCCAAGCUGUUCUGGGAUCAUCAAUUCCGAGUAUAGCAAUCCGAACUACACCCAGCAGGUACUUAGCAACAGCAGGCAGAACUUCACCGGCUCGUCAUCGUCGUCGAACUCCAAGGAAGGCUGGUACUUCCCCUUCCUCGCCGAAAGAGACCAAAUGAGCUUCAGCGCAGGCGCGCCGGCUCUGGAGAUCCCCGUGCGCCAGCCUAUUCUGAAGGCCGUCACCUGGCCGCCGCCCCAGAGCAGCAGCAGCAACAACAAUAUGUUCUCCGAUGGACAGUUAACGCACGUGCCCAACUCCGAUUGUGCUCUCUCCCUUCUUGCCUCACCGGCGAACACCGUAUUCUGUCGGAUGUGUACUUUAUACCACGACUGA